Fusarium sp. VM40 is the source of this 498-nucleotide messenger RNA. Lineage: Eukaryota; Fungi; Ascomycota; Sordariomycetes; Hypocreales; Nectriaceae. The record is from the annotation of a GenBank genome assembly.
AUGGCCGCUCCGCAAAGACCUGCCCAGGUGGCUUUCCGCAUCCAUCCCAUCUACCGCAUCUUCUUCCUCGUUCUCGAGCCCAUCUCAGCUCUCGUGGGCGCCUUCUACACACACUUCUGCCAAGAGACCUACCUAGCCUUGCUAAACGCACCGUCAGCACCAGCCGCCCAAGCCCCAACGGCUACGUCGGUCGCCAUGUCGCAGCUCGCCAACAUGUACUUCUUCUUCGCGCUCAACGAGGCCCUCGUGCUUCGCUCCACGGCGGACCUGCGUGUCUGGCGGACUGUGCUUCUUGUUCUUCUCAUUGCAGACGUCGGACACUUGUAUUCUAUGAGUGCGCUCGGCUCGGGGAUCUACUGGGAUGUCAAGGCUUGGAAUGUGAGCGAUUGGGGGAAUGUCCCGUGGGUUUAUGCUGGUAUGAGCAUGAGAUUAUGCUUUUUGAUGGGGUUUGGAUUGGGCGAGUCGCGGGCUUUAAAGAGGAAGGAUUGGAAGCAGUGA